AAAUGGCAGGAAAGGUUAAACCUAUCGACAGACAAUCUGUGCAUCAGAUAUGUUCUGGUCAAGUUGUCCUCAAUCUAGCUACAGCGGUCAAGGAACUUGUAGAAAAUAGCUUGGAUGCUGGAGCCACCAGUAUCGAAAUACGACUGAAGAAUCAUGGAUCAGAAUUACUUGAAGUGAUUGACAAUGGGUCAGGGGUCAAGAAAGAAAACUUUGAAGCUUUAACUUUGAAACAUCAUACAAGUAAACUGAAUGACUUCUCUGAUCUUGCUGGCGUUAGUACGUUCGGGUUCAGGGGUGAAGCUCUCAGUUCCCUCUGUGCUCUAUCUGACUUAACAAUCACAACUUGCCACACAUCUGUUGCCAUAGGAACUAAGUUUGAGUAUGAUCAUGAUGGAUUGCUAGUGAAGCAGACUCCAAUUUCUAGACAGCCAGGAACAACUGUAAGCCUCCAGAAUAUAUUCUCAACAUUUCCUGUACGACAUAAAGAAUUCCUGAGAAAUGUCAAAAAGGAAUUUUGUAAAAUGGUUCACCUGUUUCAGGCAUAUUGUUUGAUCUCAACAGGUGUUCGUAUCACCUGUACUAAUCAAGUUGGAACAGGGAGGAAAAGUGUUGUAGCACAGACCCACAAUAACAGUUGUAUUCGUGACAACAUUAGUAACAUCUAUGGACCAAAGGCCUUACAAAACUUGUUAGAUCUAAAACAAAGUGAGCCCUCUAUAGAUUGUUGUGAAGAAUUCGGUGUCAAAAUAUGCUCACAAGAUAAAAGUGUAUUCAGCAUCUCAGGUUAUAUAUCAAGUUGUGAACAUGGGUCAGGUAGAAGCAGUGCAGACAGACAAUACUACUUCAUAAAUACCAGACCAUGUGAUUUUCCAAAGGUAUCAAAGCUUGUAAAUGAAGUUUACCAUAUGUACAACAGGCAUCAAUAUCCGAUGGUAGUACUCAACAUAACUUUACAAAAAGAUUAUGUUGAUGUAAAUUUAACACCAGAUAAACGAAAAAUACUUGUACAAGAAGAAAAGACUUUGUUGGCAGUCAUUAAGACUUCACUUGUAAAACUAUUUGAACCACUGUCCAGUACCUACCAACUAAAACAGCCUAUGAAAUCUAAUUUAUUACCAAGUAGUUUUACUAGUAGAAUGAAAUGUGAUUCAGUGGAAAUUGUAAGAUCUGGAGAAAAACCAAUGUCAAAGGUUACCAAAGCUACUUUAUCUAAUUUGAAAAGAUCUUUCUCUCAUCCAGAUGCAGAGAAAAAUGACACACUUGAAAAGAAAUCUAAAUGUCCCAAACUUGAUAAUUUCUUCACACGGUUACCAUCACAAUCUGACAAUGAGACCAGUGACGAUAUUUCAGCAGGCAGUCCAGAGAAAGUUGAUGAGCUCUCGUACUCUAACAUUAUUGAUAUCAACCCAAAGGACAAUACAGUUUUAGAUGUUAUUGAAACCAACAAUGAGGAAUUUAAUGGAAAAACUGAUGGAAAUGAAUCCUAUAAAACAGCAGAUGGUAAAGGCAAUCAUGAGAUUUCAUUACCAACAUCAGAACAAUCAUGCAUCAUAAAAGUAGAGAACUUUAAAAGUUUCAAAGAGCUCAAACAAGAGAGUUCACAAAGUUCCUUGACAAACAGUUUUCAUGAUUCACCAGUGUUGGCUGGUGAUCACAGUGGAAGUGGAGAUCUAGAAAGACCAUCUACUGAUGUUAAGUUAAAAAGUGAAGAUUCAUUUGAAGCUGUCGAUAACAGAGGAAUUAGUGAACAAAAACUAGAUAUAUAUGUCGAUGAAGCAUCCACAGUUUUGAAAAAGAAUGUAACCAUUCCGUUUAGUUUUGAAGGUCUUAAAAAAUGUCUUGUUACAGAAGAAGUUGUUUCGGGAUCUGAUGCCAAUGUUGGAUCAUUCCAUGCUUCAAUCAUUCCAGCUGAUAACACCGCUGCUGAAAGUGAGCUUGUUCGUCAUAUUAGCAAAGACAUGUUUUGCAAAAUGGAGAUCCUUGGUCAAUUUAAUCUGGGGUUCAUUAUUGCAAAGCUGAAGAGUGACCUUUUCAUUAUUGACCAGCAUGCAACCGAUGAAAAGUUCAACUUUGAAACAUUUCAAAGAACAACUACUCUACAAAGCCAGAAGCUAAUACAACCCAUGAGGCUUGAACUAACAGCUGUAAAUGAGUCUAUACUUAUGGAUAAUAUUGAUAUAUUUCGAAAGAAUGGCUUUGAAUUUGAGAUAUCAGAAGAUGCACCAUUAACACAGAAAGUUAAGUUGGUUUCAUUACCAAUCAGCAAAAACUGGACAUUCGGCACAGAUGACAUUAAUGAGAUGAUCUUCAUGCUAAUGGAUGCACCAGGAACUAUGUGCCGUCCUUCACGUGUUCGGCAAAUGUUUGCCUCCAGAGCCUGUCGAAGUUCAGUGAUGAUAGGAACUGCACUCAAUCAAUCCGAUAUGAAGAAGCUUGUUCAUCACAUGGGAGAAAUUGACCAACCAUGGAACUGUCCUCAUGGUCGACCUACAAUGCGCCACUUGAUUAAUUUAAAGAUGUUGCCAGAUUAAUUAGUAUGCGAUUCAGUGGAUCUUUGCACUAAGCUCCACCCCUUGGAUAUUGUUGCUAAGGUCACGUUUGUGGGACUUUAAGCAAACAAAUGCACUAAGUAUUCCCAACAGCGAAUAUAUAUCACUGUUGUACUUGUAGGUGACAAUCCCUACUACUAAUUAAUACUGUUCUGUGUUUCAACUUACUGCACUUACAGGCUCAAAAAUUCAUAGCUCUUGUCAAGUACUAAGAAGCGAAAGAAUUUGAUAUAGAAUAAUGUAUUUGAUUAUUCUUUAAUUAUUGUCUACAACUAAAUCAAUAUUUUUUUAAACAGUGGUUUUUGCUAUGUAGAUGAAAAAGCAAUAAAAUUUAUCAUAAAAU
This is a messenger RNA of Anneissia japonica, 2892 nucleotides long. Its product is annotated as mismatch repair endonuclease PMS2-like. The record is from RefSeq and is a predicted model, not a curated record. Lineage: Eukaryota; Metazoa; Echinodermata; Crinoidea; Comatulida; Comatulidae. Gene Ontology annotation, molecular function: ATP binding; mismatched DNA binding; ATP hydrolysis activity. Bases 3 to 2531 code for a protein of 842 amino acids. Gene Ontology annotation, biological process: mismatch repair. The transcript is spliced from 22 exons. Gene Ontology annotation, cellular component: MutLalpha complex.